Molecule: messenger RNA, 3078 nt
Organism: Stylonychia lemnae
Lineage: Eukaryota; Ciliophora; Spirotrichea; Sporadotrichida; Oxytrichidae
Source: the annotation of a GenBank genome assembly
AUGGGCUGCAACUCAUCAAAGUAGUCGAUAUAUCUAGUCUCUGAUGGCAAAAAGGUAAAGGUUGACAAGUGGGCUUCGCCAGAUAUCAAGUUCGAAAAAUCUCAGACAAUAUCAAGUGUCAUCUCUAGUUAGUUAGAAGAGAAAAGAAUAAGCUAACUGAAAUCAUUGAGAAAAUCACAGUUUUAAAACACAGAGAACUGGCUGCCCCCCAUUGAUGAAGAGGAAAAUAAAGUAGAUUCGAAAGAAGUGGCCUUGAAAGAGAGAAAGACCAAAGUUGUUAUCAAUGAAGAUCAUUUGGCUAAGAAUGCUACUUAAAAGCAAUCUCGAAAGGUAAUGCAAGAUAGUAUCAUAGGCAAUAAAUUGCAACAACAGUCAAAAGAAAGGGCCAGAAUAAAUGAUAAAAAGAAGAGUAUGGAACUAAUCAAGAGCAGUAACAGAAAAAAAUCAAAAGAUAAAGUAGUUUAAGAACAAGUUAAAAGUAAAAAUAGAUCUCCUAAACGAGGCGCUGACGAAUAAGCUACCUUUAUUAUUAAGAAAACAAAAAUAGUCUACAAAGGAGACCUAGAUAACUUUAGUUCCAGGCAACUGCCAUUUAAUCGCAGAGUAAAACAAAAAAGCAGUAAUCUAAGUGUCCUUAAGAAAACCUUUGACUUAUCUAAAGAAUAAGACUACAUCUAAAGCAAUUUCAUGCAAUUUACAACUCUAAAUUCAUCAUUCGUCAUGAACAAUUCAUUCAUGAAAAAGCAAUCAUUCCUUGAAAAAUCUGACUUUGAAGACUCUCAAAACACUUAGAUACAUAAUGCGACAGAGGCUUUACCAAUUAUAUAAGAAUAAUAGGUAUUUUAGAGCGUGACUUAGCAAAAGAGACCUUCAAAUGUAAUUGAUCGGCGUAGAAUAUCCAGUGCAAAAUAAGAAAAGAGAGUAUCGAAUGUAAGUAAAAAGCAAACUUUAGUCUUGGAAUCCUAGAACAGUCAAAAAGAACUAAAUAACUCUUCAAAUCUCAGCAUCAAAAGAACAUCAAGAUCGCUUUCAUUGAAUUAAAGGAUUAACUCAGGAGGAGAUGAAAAAACGUAAACUAACAAUGAUAAACCAUAUGAACUACCCUAAAUUAACAUCUUAGUAAUUGAAAAUCCAAAUCACCAUGAGAACGAAGUUGACGGAGUAAGACAAUCAAGACAUAAUUUAAGCAAUCACCUAAGAGUAUCAUAAAACUCAAUGAAUUCUCAGUACUACUAUCAGAAGAUUAAUAAAUAGCAAGUAUACUUGAAUGAUAUCUCUAGCAGUUUACAUCCUAUGAGGCAGAGUAAUUUCAGUUCAAAUAAGACAGAGUAAAUCAGAAUUCCUAUUCCUUAAGGUUCUGUCUAUAAGUAGAGACCUAAGAGAGGAGUAGACAGGGCAUUUUCAGAAAGAAACUCUCCGAGAGAUGAAUUAGUAAGGAUUUCAAAAUCAAUUAAUAUGACACUGAACGAAUUAAACAGAUCUAUGGCUAAUUCUAUAAAUCUAGGUCAAUUGCAGCACAAGAUUGAAAAGGAAAUUAGAAGGUAAAAGGAAAAGGGCAAUAGAUUUAACAUCAGAGUAGCACCUUCAGUAGAUUUGACACCAACUCCAACAUACAAUAUUAUACAAAACUAACCGGAAAAUUUCUAGCUAACAGAGCAAUAAACAUCAAGUCACAAGAAAACUUUCUCAUUUGGGACUAACUUUUUUGAUCAAGAUAAUAAUAACAACGCUAAUAUGGCUUAUUUAAUGUAACCUGGAGGGAAUUAGCACUAUUCCAUGCAGCAUUUUUAAAUUCCUUAAAUAAAUUAAUCGUAGCUGCUUGAGGAAGAUGACAGUCCAAAGUCUAAAUACUCAGAUGGAAGGAAAGUUGAGGAGACUGAGGCAUCUUAUUUAAAGCCAUCUCAGUAUUUGGAGAAACUGACUCAAUCUCAAAUCAUUAAGUAAUCCUAGGAAAGAACUCAUUUUCUAAGGCAAUCCUACUCAAAUUUAAAUUCAGACUAAGCAAGACCGCUUUCGUCAAAUAACCUGUUGCCAGUUUCGCAAUUUAAUUACGAAAUUUUGAGAAAAUCAAUGAAUAAAAAAGACUCAGAACAAUUUUCCCCUAACUUUAAAUUAAGUCUGUCAGAAAUGAUAAAUAUGAGUCCAAAUGAAAAUCCCUAUCCCCAGCCAAAGAAUAAUGACCAUCUCAGGAAGACCACUUAAAUGUCUAUUCUAAGACAUCCGCAUCAUAGUGAUGUAAAAGUAAAUGUAUUCCAUAAUACUCCUGGUGAAAAACCUGAGAGAAGCUUUAUUUUUGACAGUAUGAUGCUUUUAAGCAAUGAAAAACCGAAUAACUACACCUAAUAUAGUGGCUACAGUGGUUCAAGAAAAGGAUCAGAUCUUAAGUCAAACUAAUCGAAUAGGGAGUCCAAGCAAGCAGACUAUAACUCAAACGUUGAUGAUGAGAAUAUGAUGGGUUUAGAUGAUAAUUAGCUGAAUUUAAUGACGGAGUCUGAAGGUAACUCUUCAUCAUAGGAUGAAAUUUAUGAGACAUAAGAGCCUAAUCUGCUAUUGGAAUCUAUAAUCAAAGCUAAAGCCUAGAAAAAGAAUACUACAUAUGCGAAUGGAUAAUAGAACUUUCAAGGAUCUUCAGCAAGUGUGGUCUAUAAUGUUAAAGGAUCAUCUUCGGAUGUUUUAUAAAAUCCGUCUUCAGUUCUUUCAGGGUUAGUAUCCCGUCGAACUACUUCCUAGAAUAGAUAGGUGCAGUUUAAAAAUUCUGAUAGAACUGUGUCUAAAAACAGUUCAGCGAAUUUAGUAAAAUUCCUAAAUCGAAUCAUGUAGCUAGAAAACGAGGAUGAUGAGGAUGAAGACGAAGAUUUUGCAAAUGGAUCUUCAAGUGCUAUUCCAAAUCAGCAGUAUGUGCCAUAAAACCUGAGCUCAAACCCCUAGAAUUUGGAUAGCGCAAUAUAUCCAAUUGACAGUAGUUAGCUUAGAAACUAGUAUUCAAGAAGAAAAUCUAAAAAGACAAGUAAGAUUAAAGCUACCAGAUAUAGACAUAGUGUUAAUUUCGUAGAAUAUAAGUUUCCUGAAGAGACUUGA